This is a messenger RNA of Geodia barretti, 1389 nucleotides long. NCBI's taxonomy places the organism in Eukaryota, Metazoa, Porifera, Demospongiae, Tetractinellida, Geodiidae. The record is from the annotation of a GenBank genome assembly.
AUGCGACGGGGAUCUCAGGGUUUUGACCAAACACCUCCUUUUCGCAAACCCGAUGAUCCAGCGGACCGCCGCAGCAAAAUACCACCCACGGGAUUCCGCGAGUACUGGUAUCCGGCAUUGCCUGCCAAGGACGUCAAGAAAGAUAAGCCGGAAGUCCUUCGGAUGCUGGGCACUGAUGUGGUCUUUUUCCGGGAUACGAAUGACGAGAUUCAAGCGCUUCUGGACUGGUGUCCCCACCGCUCGGUCUAUCUAUCCAUGGGGCGCUGCUACUUCUCCGGUUUUGUAACCUGUCCCUACCACGGCGCCACUUUUGACGGCGACGGCAACUGUGUGGCCUUCCUGACUGAGGGCCCCGAGUCAAAGAUGGUGGGAGCCCCCGGAAUGAAGGCCCGAAAAUUCCCUACGGCAACCAUCAAGGGAAUGGUGUUCGUCUGGAUGGGCGACGGUGAGCCGGUGGACCCGCAGGAGGAUAUUCCGCCGGAGAUGUUCGAGGAUCACAAUAUCCACCGGCCCGUCUUCACCAUGUUCGACUGCAACUGGGUGCUGGUUUUGGAAAACACCAUGGACGCCCACAACGCUUUCAUGGUGCACCGGAACGCCAUCCGCAUCCUGAAAAGCCGGUUGGGCGGACGUCCCCGAACUCCCCUUGGCUACCGAGUGAACCUGGUCAACAACAAGAAUGUGCAUUACCAGCCGGGCCGGGGCAAGUCGAGCGUGGAAAAAUACUACUACGACGAAGAAGGCAACAUUCCCUACCAGAUGUAUUACCCGGGGGUGGAUGGUGUCUGGCCCCAAAGUCGGUGGCGCCUGAUGUGGACCUGGAUCUUCGACCGAAAGGCACGCAAGACGGGACAGGCUCCGGGACGUGUCCGCCCACCACAGGCCGACGAGUCGGGCGUCAAUGAAUGGAACGGUACCCGCCUGCCCGGCAUGUCCCGCACCGGAGGCAACAAUGCCUACUUCCGCAGCACCCGCUGGGCCGUUCCGGUAGAGGACAACCUGACUCGCAUGGUGUACUUGAAUGUGGAACGGUACAGCAAGCGGCCCAAUACUUUCCGCCGCAUGUGGAGCUCUGUAACCUGGCCCUACCGAAACUGGGAGUUGAACUUCAACUUCCGCAACCAGGAUUACGACGCCGAAAAGUACGUUCAGUACGACUUUCCGGAGUACCUGUCCUCCACUGACUCGGUAGUGGUGGCUAUGCGUCGGCUCUUCUCGGAGCAUAACCGGGACGUGAUUCGCCGGCGGGAGCGGGAAGAGGAACUGCCGGAAAUACUGAACGAAACACUGGCCGAGCAAAUGGUAAGAGAAGGCGAUGUCCGCGUAGCCGAAACAGCCGAAGCCUUCGAUGUGGACAAACUGCAGGAGGAGCUGCUGCGGCGGGUGUAA